UCCAAUCCCGUCUUCUCGUUCGCAAACCAACAAAACACCACCAACGAAUCCUCUUCGAUCCCCGGUCGAUCGUGCGCGUCCGGGCAUCCGGCAACGGUGAAACAUCGCUUUCCUUCUUGUUUCACCCGGGAGGCUGCGUGAAGAUGAGUGUGUCAGGGUCGGAUAGCGAGGCCUCCCGGCGGUCGUCCAAGAAGCCCAAAUAUUCUAAAUUCACGCAGCAGGAGCUUCCAGCAUGCAAGCCACUGCUGACUCCAGGAAUUGUGAUCGGCGCCUUCUCGCUCAUCGGCAUCAUAUUCGUCCCGAUAGGGCUCGCUUCGCUGUCAGCGUCACAGGAGAUUGUUGAGCUGGUGGAUCGAUAUGAUGAGGAGUGUGUUCCCGCCAGUGACAAGAUAGGGUUCAUUCAGGACUCCAAGGUCGACAAGGCGUGCACCAGGAAGAUCACGGUGCCCAAGCCUAUGAAAGGGCCGAUACACAUCUACUACCAGCUGGAGAACUUCUACCAGAACCACCGGCGGUACGUCAAGAGCCGUAGCGACAAGCAGCUUCGGUUCAAGGACUACAAGGACCCCGUUGGCGUGAUGAAGAGCUGUGACCCGGAAGCCGUGUCCGUGGACGGGUCCCUCAUCGUGCCCUGCGGCCUCAUCGCCUGGAGCCUCUUCAACGACACCUACGCCUUCUCCGUCAACAAGAAGUCCGUCUCCGUCAACAAGAAGAACAUCGCCUGGGCCAGCGACAAGAGCAGCAAGUUCGGCAGCGACGUCUUCCCCAGCAACUUCCAGAAAGGCGGCCUCAUCGGCGGCGGCAAGCUCGACGACAAGCUGCCGUUGAGUGAGCAGGAGGAUCUGAUCGUGUGGAUGAGGACGGCGGCGCUGCCGACGUUCAGGAAGCUGUACGGGAGGAUCGAGGCGGACAUGAUGGCGAGCGACGAGAUCACGGUGGUGAUACAGAACAACUACAACACCUACAGUUUCGGGGGCAGCAAGGCGCUGGUGCUCUCCACGGCGUCGUGGAUCGGCGGCAAGAACAACUUCAUCGGCGUCGCCUACGUCGCCGUCGGCGGACUCUGCCUCUUCCUCGCCAUGGGCUUCGUCGUCCUCUACGUCGUCAAGCCAAGGACCCUUGGAGACCCAUCGUAUCUGUCGUGGAACAAAGAGACCGAUUAUGCACAAUGAAGGACUAAAUCUUUUGGUGUUUCAUGUGUGUUCUGUAGAAGCAGAGGUGGUGUCCUCAAGUUUUGUGUUUGCUCUUGUCCCUUUUCUUUUUCAUUCGCCGUUCGUGAGCUAGGAAAAGCAUACAUGGUGAUGCUGAUACUCGUUAGAGGAUUCGCAUGUACUCCGUAGUAUAAUGCACCGGCAGCUGUGCUCAUUUGACCCCUCCCUGGGAGCUGUUCUGUAAGUGCCUGUUUGUUUGUUUGUAAGAAGGGAAGCACAGACCUCUUUUUUUCAUAAUCUUUUUUGUAAAGGAUGUACUGUGAGAGAACUUGCGUCUGUCUGUCCUCAAGGUAAUUAACCAACGGAUAUGCCAACGGUCGGUGACCUUUUUUCCAA
Molecule: messenger RNA, 1547 nt
Organism: Brachypodium distachyon (stiff brome)
Lineage: Eukaryota; Viridiplantae; Streptophyta; Magnoliopsida; Poales; Poaceae
Product: ALA-interacting subunit 3
Exons: 8
Coding region: 144-1172 (342 amino acids)
Cellular component (GO): plasma membrane; Golgi apparatus; endoplasmic reticulum
Source: RefSeq, a predicted model, not a curated record